Messenger RNA from Lipotes vexillifer (Yangtze River dolphin), 5273 nucleotides. RefSeq names its product synaptic vesicle glycoprotein 2B (gene SV2B). Gene Ontology annotation, cellular component: synaptic vesicle membrane; neuron projection. NCBI's taxonomy places the organism in Eukaryota, Metazoa, Chordata, Mammalia, Artiodactyla, Lipotidae. Gene Ontology annotation, molecular function: transmembrane transporter activity. Gene Ontology annotation, biological process: chemical synaptic transmission; transmembrane transport. The record is from RefSeq and is a predicted model, not a curated record. The transcript is spliced from 12 exons. Bases 369 to 2420 code for a protein of 683 amino acids.
GUAUAACCUUCAGUAGCAGAACAAAGCAGGCCAGUCAGCAAGUUGCCAAGUCCUGCAGACUCCUUGUCAAGGAGAACAGCUGGACCUAUUUCUAAUCAACGUCUCCAACACAAUACCCUUGGAUUGCUGCAGGAGACCAGACCAGAAUUUGAAACUUUCCAAAGACUUCCAAUAGACAUUGAGUGCACAUGGAUACUUAGGUUGCCUUUGAGACAAAGGGGAAGGAUACAGGUGUCACGUUCACCCAAGAAGUCUACAUUUAAACCUCUGUACAUAGAAUGGAUAAUGGUUAUUGAAACAACCCAAACCUCUUUCACAGUGCAAGGGAUAUAGCUCGAGAGGCAAGCAGGCAGUCCCAGAACCAAGGAAUGGAUGACUACAAAUAUCAUGACAACUAUGAGGGCUAUGCCCCCAGUGAUGGCUAUUAUCGUGGUGAUGAAUCCAAUCCAGAAGAAGAUGCACAGAGUGAUGUUACAGAAGGCCAUGAUGAGGAGGAUGAGAUCUAUGAGGGCGAGUACCAGGGCAUCCCUCACCCAGAUGACAUCAAGGCCAAGCAGACCAAGAUGGCGCCCUCCAGGGUGGAUGGUCUUCGAGGCCAGGCAGACCUGAUGGCCGAGAGGAUGGAAGAAGAAGAGCAGCUGGCCCACCAGUACGAGACCAUCAUUGAUGAGUGCGGCCACGGACGCUUCCAGUGGACCCUCUUUUUUGUUUUGGGUUUGGCCCUGAUGGCUGAUGGCGUGGAAGUGUUUGUGGUGAGUUUUGCCCUGCCCAGUGCAGAGAAGGACAUGUGUCUGUCUAGUUCCAAGAAAGGAAUGCUUGGGCUGAUAGUCUACCUAGGAAUGAUGGGGGGAGCCUUCAUCCUGGGGGGCCUGGCUGAUAAGCUGGGGAGGAAGCGAGUCCUCAGCAUGUCCCUGGCCGUCAACGCCUCGUUCGCCUCCCUCUCUUCCUUCGUACAGGGAUAUGGAGCCUUCCUCUUCUGCAGACUCAUCUCAGGCAUAGGUAUUGGGGGUGCUCUGCCCAUUGUUUUUGCCUAUUUUUCUGAAUUCUUGUCCCGGGAGAAACGAGGAGAGCAUCUCAGUUGGUUAGGCAUCUUCUGGAUGACUGGAGGCAUCUAUGCGUCUGCCAUGGCCUGGAGCAUCAUUCCACACUAUGGCUGGGGCUUCAGCAUGGGCACCAAUUACCACUUCCACAGCUGGAGAGUGUUUGUCAUCGUCUGCGCUCUGCCCUGCACUGUGUCCAUGGUGGCCCUGAAGUUCAUGCCGGAGAGCCCGAGGUUUCUGCUAGAGAUGGGCAAACACGACGAAGCCUGGAUGAUUCUCAAGCACGUUCACGACACCAACAUGAGGGCUAAGGGGGCCCCAGAGAAGGUGUUCACGGUUUCCAACAUUAAAACUCCCAAGCAAAUGGAUGAAUUCAUUGAGAUCCAGAGUUCAACAGGGACUUGGUACCAGCGCUGGCUAGUCAGAUUCAAGACCACUUUCAAGCAGGUCUGGGAAAACGCUCUGUACUGUGUGAUGGGGCCCUACAGGAUGAACACACUGAUUCUGGCAGUGGUCUGGUUCACCAUGGCUUUAAGUUACUAUGGACUGACAGUUUGGUUCCCUGAUAUGAUCCGGUAUUUUCAAGAUGAAGCAUACAAGUCCAAAAUGAAGGUAUUCCAUGAUGAGCAUGUGUAUGGUGUUACAAUCAACUUCACAAUGGAAAAUCAGAUUCACCAACGUGGGAAACUUGUGAAUGACAAGUUCACAAAGAUGUACUUUAAACAUGUACUCUUUGAGGACACUUUAUUUGACGAGUGCUAUUUUGAAGAUGUUACAUCGACUGAUACCUAUUUCAAAAACUGCACCAUUGAAUCGACCAUCUUUUAUAACACAGACCUCUACCAGCAUAAGUUCAUCAACUGUCAUUUUAUCAAUGUCACCUUUCUGGAGCAGAAGGAGGGCUGCCACAUGGACUUAGAGCAAGAUAACGACUUCUUGAUUUACCUCGUCAGCUUCCUUGGCAGUCUGUCUGUCUUGCCUGGGAACAUCAUAUCUGCCCUUCUCAUGGAUAGAGUCGGAAGGCUCAAGAUGAUCGGUGGCUCCAUGCUCAUCUCGGCUGUCUGCUGCUUCUUCCUAUUUUUUGGCAACAGUGAGUCGGCGAUGAUUGGCUGGCAGUGCCUGUUCUGUGGGACAAGCAUUGCUGCCUGGAAUGCUGUGGAUGUGAUCACGGUGGAGCUGUAUCCCACCAACCAGAGGGCAACAGCCUUUGGCAUCCUCAAUGGAUUAUGCAAAUUUGGAGCCAUCUUGGGAAACACCAUCUUUGCUUCUUUUGUUGGGAUCACCAAAGUGGUCCCCAUCCUUCUGGCUGCUACUUCUCUCGUUGGGGGUGGCCUGAUUGCUCUUCGACUGCCAGAGACUCGAGAACAGGUCCUGAUGUGAACAACCUAUGGGGAAAGGAAAUGUUGGAAGAACCUCAUUCAGGAACUUAACUGCACCUACACUUCCUGUCCAUCGGACACCUGGAUAGCACAGGAGGAGAAGUUGAAUUUGUGACCCCUAGUCUAGCAUCCAUUUCAGCUGUCUAUAUGUUUGUAACUCAGGUGACUGAUUUGAGGGUGUCCUGAGCUGUCCUCCCUUAGAGUCCCAGAACUGUGUGCUUGGCUAAUGGGGUCCCCAGCCCAAGGUGAGGGAGGAGGGAUCAUGCCCUCCAAACUAAGUAAGGGGUAUUUCCAAAAGUGAGGUGCAAGGACUUUUUUCAUUCAUUUCAAAAUGAAUUUGAGAAACACUCAAUGUCCUCCAUAAAGUUCCUCGGAGCCCAAGGACCUGACAAACUGACUUGGCAGGGAAGUUGAGUCAUCAUAUGAAUACUUAAGUACAGGAUACAUAUAUUUUUGCAUUUAAAGUAUUACUUAUCAUAGUUUCCAUUUGAAAAUUGGCACAAUAGCAUUGAAGAUACUCUGAUAUAGAAAACCAAAUAUGUGAGCAAUAUCUGUAGAAAUCUACUUUACCCCCUCGAAGGGUCCUAAGUUUCCCAUGAUGAUUAGGUGGUGAACUUAAGAAUAAUAUUUAUUCCUAUUUUGAUCUCGUCAAAGAAACUUAAUGGGAUAUGUAUUCUGUAAACUAACUUUGUACAUAACUGUCUUUGGGUUUCAUUUGCAGAAAUGAUAUCUGCAAAUAUUUGCCAGCGUUUAGCCAUAUUUUGAGGACUUGGUGUUUGAGUUUCCAGGAAAUUGGGGCUGAUAGAAUGAAGUGCAAGCACAACUUCUUAUAGCCGUUUAACUUGCUGUCGAGAGGAUGCACUUAGCAAACUCACGUUGUACAGUUCCUUUCAUCCAGGCGCUUUUCUUCAUGUGGGGGGAGGAGUUACUUUCCUUUCUUACACAGAUCACUGGUGAAACGCAAGCUCACCAUCUUCCAUCCUGGCAUUUGACGUUGCUGCUCACCCAGAAGAAACAUGGGAAGUCUUCCGUGACCUCUGGCACCCUCUUUGUAGGCGAGAAUAAAACACGGUGUACCACAUGGGGGAUUGAGGGAGGGAUGGGAAAGUGUAGCCAAAGAUUUUCAAAGUGUAAAUUUAGCAGUAAAACACAAUCCGUAUUUGUUAUAAUGGUCAGGUCCAAUGAAAAAUCUACCUGAUAUGUCUCAGUUCAGGGUUUUUGAAGCAGUCAUUGGCAUGGGAGUUAGGGAGUGUAGUGAAUGUCACAUAUGUUUACCUUCAGUGUUCCAAGAGAACACUUUCCUGAGAUCCAGUUUGAAACAUGAAUGGGGGUAGGGGUGGGGGUGGGGUGAGGAACCCAGGACAAGCUGUUUGGCAAAGGUCUUUAAUAGACUGAAGUCUUGACUCCAUAGAAAAAGAACAAUGUUUCACCCAUCAGAACUGUCCUGCAUGGAAGGGACAGUGAGCUGUAAACCCCCUGCCACCAGAGGUGAACUUGCUGAGGCCAGGUGAACACCAGUCACCAAGACCUAGUUCUUUGAAUUGAUUUGCGAUGCUCUCAAUUCUGUAAAGUGCCACACUUUCUCUACCAGAAACCUCAAAAAUUUAAAGAAAAUGAUGGCUGCAUUGAGUGUAUUUCCUGUUUUGGAGAAACACCAAGUCCCGUGAUAACUACGGGCCAUCUUUUGGUUAUUCUCUGGAGUAGAAGAAGGUAGACAGGAGGAAAGAGUAUAUUCUAUAAUACAUUUCUACCCUGGAUUUGAGAUCAAUUUUAAUGGUUAAAAGGUUUUCUCUGCUUCUCAUGUUCCCCACCUCUUUACUGGCCGUUUCUUUUCUGUGCAGGGAAGGAAGACACAUCAACUCUGAUUUGACAUCCUGAUUCCCCCAAAUAUAUAAAUAUACCAUUGUGUGUUAGUGUUUCUCUCAGUGUUUUACAGGAGUUACCUAACAUCAGUGCUACAUCAGUAAUGAGAGAGCCAAUGUAAUAUAGCUGUAAUAUACUUGCUUGUGAUAUGAAAUACACUGGCUAGGUUCAUAAAACAGAAUUGUGUAAACUGGGAUUACCACAUCCCUUAUAACAUUAUUCUUCAAUGGGAUAAUACAAUUCGAUGAGCCGUUACUGCUCAUUUACAAGGCAGUGAGGGUCUGCAUUUCUAGUUAUGAUGGAUCUUGCAAAUCUAAAACCUGAUUAAUUUUUGAGCAUUGGAAUGGCUGCAACGAUUUGGGGUAAAAAACUCCAUUUGAUUCCUAAGUUCUAACUUCUGCAUUAUCUUUAUGGCUCCUUUAUACCAACAACCUAAACAACCAAGGGCAAUUCCCAUCCCAUCAAUCAUUCAGGCCUUUGUAAAGGUACAGCCAUGCUUGCAGCCUUUUCCCACGAAGGAUUGUCUGGCACUGGGACCUGGCCACUUCUUAAAUGCUGUCACUCUUGCUGAGAUAAAUGCUUCUUUAAAAAUAGUCUCUGUGGCAGGUCAUUGGGGGAUAAUGUACAGCAUUCCUGGCCAGGCACUUCUUUUUCAUUUCAUGUUCUACCCUGAGAAAUUCCCUAUGGCAUCCGUGGAGAAUUAAAGGGAUGAGCCUCUCCCUCAUUGAGUAAAUCUGCUUGCAGUUCAUGAUGUAUUUUAUGAUGCCCAGUUUGGGAGUAGUUACUUUUAAUGGUCUCAGCUGUAUUGUGUCAUCCCUUGAUGCUGAUUUUUUUAUCUUUUGUUUUACUGGAAAUAAAUAGUGAAGGGGGUGUGCCUAUUUGUGACGUUUAUAGCACACAACCCAGAGGUCAUGUAAUACAUAACCCCAUUCCCAGGGUUUCCUGGCACCUUGUAUUAGUUCAUUAAAAAAAAUAAUAAAAAUAAUUGUAA